This is a messenger RNA of Dracunculus medinensis (Guinea worm), 2613 nucleotides long. NCBI's taxonomy places the organism in Eukaryota, Metazoa, Nematoda, Chromadorea, Rhabditida, Dracunculidae. The record is from the annotation of a GenBank genome assembly.
AUGAGCAGUAAUAUAAGCUCAUCUGCAAAUGAUUUAACGGAAAUUGCUAUGGUUCAGCCAUUUACAAUUAAAGGUUCGAUGCCCGACAUCAUGCAAACAAGAGAGGCAAAUAAAAAAUUGAAAGCCGAUUUGUUUGAAUUAAAAUCAAAAUAUUAUCUUUUAAAGCAAGAAUUACCCGCCAUUCGUGAUAAUAAAGACAUAGAUUUCAGUGAGGAUUAUAUCAAUAUGCGAGUUAAAUUAUCGGAAGCAGAAAAAGAACGGUUAAAUCUGAAAGCUGAAAUAAAUGAAUUAUCUGAGAAACUUAACUCAUUGAUAACCACGCGAAAGAUGGAAAAAUCGGAAUGGAAUGAAGAAAAACAGAUGAUCGUAGCCGAAACAAAUCAGCUUCGUGAACAAAUAAGCGAUCUGAAGCAAAAGUUAUGUUUGAAAACAGUAUUCGAGCUAGAUUUGGAGCUAGCAAGAAAGCCUGCUGACGACGAAAGUCAUGCGGAGAGUUCCAUAAGCAAUGUUUCGCUUAUAUCAGAAAGCUCUGGACAAUUAGCGAAAAUGCAUUCAAUAAUAUUGCGGAAACAGUAUGAUCAAGAAAAGGCGAAAUUAGAAUUUGCCAAAGAAAUCGAUUCAUUGAAAGAUAAGUUAUCAAUUCUUGAGUUAGAAGUAAAGGAGAAAGACCAUCAAAAUGAUCAAAUGGAAAAGGCUUACGAGGAGAUGAAGAAGGAAGUUUACAAGCUUGAAGAGGAAAUCAAGAAACGUGAUAAAGCUAUCAAUGCCUUGGCAAAAGCAUUAGAUAAAAAGAGAGAGGCUAAUUCUAUUUUGCACCAGGAUGGAGACGCUGAAAUCUUUUUGAGAGAUCCUUAUGAAAAGGAAAUGAACGAGAAGGUUAAUAUAACCACAACUGAUUUACUCAGUCGGUCGCUCGUUUUAAGUGAAGAUCUUGCAAAUAUGAAAGCGAAAAUGAGUCUUUUUAAAUCAGUGUGUUCAAAGUUGUUUACGAAGCUGAGUGGUACUGCCAAUUUUCUUCAGUCACUUUUAGCUGAAUUUGGUGCCACAGAAAAAGGGCAUCAUUUUAUUGAUGAAAUAAAUGAACUGAGAAUUGAUCUUGACAGUUCAUUAUCCCUUGUUCAUGAAAUCAGCAAGAAAAUUGGAGAAACAGAGGUGAACGUUAGUGAUCUCAAAAUAUAUUUGGAGCGCACCGUUAAUUGCUCAAUGAAUGAAAUUGAGAUUUCGCAAAAUUUGCAAGAAGUAAAGCAAGAUAUUUCGGAUCAAAAGCUUAUAACCGAAUUGGCUGCCGUUAAAAAGUGUCUGAAUGAGAAGGAACUUCUGUGGGCACAAAUUGAAGAGUCAUUAAAAAAACAAUGCACCUAUCAAGAAGAUCAAAAUACUCAACUUCAACAGGAAAAUUCUUCAUUAAAACAAUUAGACCAAAGAUGCCGUUUGGAAUGUUUAAAUAAAAAUUUGGUGAAGCAUGAUGAACAAAUACAGUUAUAUAAAUCAAUUUCUGUGGUCGAUGAACUUAUAAAAAGUCUUAGGGAAGAGCUUCAUCGAGUUACUGAUAAUGCUAAAACUAUUGAGGAAGGCAGAAAAAAAGCGGAAACAAACUGUGCUUUAUUUUUAUGUCAAAAACAGAAAUUUGAGGCAAAGAAAAUGGUCAAAUAUCGUGAAAUCGUUGAAAGCAUGGAAAGACGGAAAUCCAGCUCUUCAUCGAUUCAAGUACAAACUGAAAUAAAUAUUGACUGGAUCGCUUCACUCGAAGCUGAACAUCAAAAACUGUUGCUAAUAAAUAUUUGCGAGCAAGAGAAUAAGCCUGGGGGUGCAACAUUUCAGCUAUUUUUAGCAGUGCGCUGUUCUGGAUCUCUUGGAUUGUUGUUCUUGGAUUCUGUUGAAGCCACUUUCUUUGUUUGUGAGUCACAAUCUCUUUUAGUUCUUUUUAGGAAUCAGAUGGUUUUCUCAGACUCAGAUCUUGUAAAUCUUUUCCAGCAAUUGCUUCAGAUGCAAAACUUAUAUGAAAAGGAAGUGACCGAGUUGACAUCGCAACUUAAGAACAAAAAUAUUUUAUUGAAACAUUUUACGAAUAAGGGCAGCAUAAUGCAUUGCGAGCCAAUUUCACUAAAGCAAUCUGGUGAUGAUCGUAUAAAAUCGAUAUCUCAAGUAGAUGAAAAAUUUGAAGAAUUAGACAAUGGAAAGGAAUCGCCUUUUGAAUUGUACACUGGAAAAGAGUUGUCUUCCAUCAAUUUUAGGCGAAUGAGCGAUUCAGCUCAUUGCUGUGUCCAGAUUUUCAAGAAGCUAAUUCACCAUGGUGUUAAAAGAGUUGAUCUUGAAACGGCAUUAGGUAUGGCUCGUAGUUUGCGAUCACAGUUAUAUAUCCUUUCGAAAUGCUCGGAUAAUACUGAAUCUAUAAAAGAAAAUGUGGCGUCAUCGUCGGAGAGAAACUCCUUGAAAGAGGAAAAUAUUCGUUUGCAAUUGGCUUUAAAUGAUGCGACCGAAUUACUUAAAAUUGCUGAGGGGAAAUUAAAAAUCCAGCCAGAGUCGAAAGUUAUUUGUCACCGAAUAACUGAAGAAAUAAGCAAAAUUCACGAUGUCCUCAAGAAUACGAAGGAGAUUCUUCGCUUUUCUUGA